AUGACAAAUCUAGAAAAAUCUUUAUCUGAAUCGGCAGUUGUUGAAAGGCCAACCUCAAUUAUUUCAAGUAAUGUCAUAGACAUUGAAUCAUCAACUAAAGCAGAAGAGAAUCAUAAUUAUAAUGGUUUAGAUGAUAGUAGUAAAGUAAUUAAUGAGGCUGCAACAUAUGGUUCGCUUUGUAAUUUUGGAGAUUUACCUUAUUGGUGUCAAGAUAAUCGUCAUAUAGUCAGUG
This is a messenger RNA of Racocetra fulgida, 232 nucleotides long. The record is from the annotation of a GenBank genome assembly. NCBI's taxonomy places the organism in Eukaryota, Fungi, Glomeromycota, Glomeromycetes, Diversisporales, Gigasporaceae.